Messenger RNA from Exophiala bonariae, 423 nucleotides. It is a transcript of the gene PAM16, whose product is annotated as mitochondrial import inner membrane translocase subunit TIM16. The coding region runs from base 1 to 423 and encodes 140 amino acids. The record is from RefSeq and is a predicted model, not a curated record. The transcript is spliced from 2 exons. Gene Ontology annotation, biological process: protein import into mitochondrial matrix. Gene Ontology annotation, cellular component: TIM23 mitochondrial import inner membrane translocase complex. Lineage: Eukaryota; Fungi; Ascomycota; Eurotiomycetes; Chaetothyriales; Herpotrichiellaceae.
AUGGCGCACCGAAUCAUCGCCCAGAUCGUCCUAACCGGUGGUCGUGUAUUCGGUAGAGCUUUCGCAGAAGCCUACAAACAAGCCCAGGCAUCAUCACAAUAUGCCAAAGCCGCCGGGAAGAAUAACCCAGGUGCCGUCAACACCGCUGCUGCAUCUGGCAUGACUCUGGACGAAGCUUGCAAAAUCCUCAACGUAAAGCCACCUCAAGGCGGUAUAGCGAACAUGGAAAAUGUUAUGGAACGAUUCAAAAAGCUCUACGACCUCAACGAACCGAAAAAGGGUGGCGGUGGUUCCUUCUAUCUACAGAGCAAAAUUCUACGAGCCCGAGAACGGAUAGAAAUGGAAGUUCGUGAGGCAGAGCGCAAGGCAGCACUGGAUAAAGAGUUGAAAGAAGGUUGGAAGCCCAAGCUUUACAAGGAAUGA